Messenger RNA from Sciurus carolinensis (gray squirrel), 1653 nucleotides. RefSeq names its product pyrimidinergic receptor P2Y6 (gene P2ry6). The record is from RefSeq and is a predicted model, not a curated record. Gene Ontology annotation, biological process: cellular response to pyrimidine ribonucleotide; G protein-coupled receptor signaling pathway. Gene Ontology annotation, molecular function: G protein-coupled ADP receptor activity; G protein-coupled UTP receptor activity; G protein-coupled UDP receptor activity. Bases 381 to 1367 code for a protein of 328 amino acids. Gene Ontology annotation, cellular component: plasma membrane. The transcript is spliced from 3 exons. Lineage: Eukaryota; Metazoa; Chordata; Mammalia; Rodentia; Sciuridae.
GGAUUUACUCCAGCAUUCAUGGACUGCAAGCAGAUCACUCACUAACAUCCGGAAAACGAGGCUGCUACUGAAAGAAGAACAUGGCUUUUGGAAGGUGGAAUUCAGACUGAGGAAGUUGGAACUGUCCUCAGUAAGCUCUUGGUGUGUGGAUCAUUCAAAUGGGUUAACUAAGAGUUACCAGGAACUCUGCCCUGGACCCCAGUUCUGACUUGAAGACACAGAGAGGAACCAAACCUCUCAGGAAGUUCUCAGUCUGUGAGAGACAGGCAGAUCCAUCAUAACCACAAUCUCCACAUCCCAGAGAGCACAGGGGCAGCUCUGCAGAGCAUGACUUAGUGAUUUAGAGCCUCUCCAAAUGUAGGAAGCCCAGCUGGGCAGAAAUGGAGUGGGACAAUGGCACAAUCCAGGCCCAAGGCUUGCCACCCACCACCUGCGUCUACCGUGAGGACUUCAAGCGGCUGCUGCUGCCACCUGUGUACUCAGUGGUACUGGUGGCCGGCCUCCCACUCAACCUCUGCGUCAUUGCCCAGAUCUGCAUGUCCCGCCCGGCUCUGACCCGCACAGCUGUGUACACUCUGAACCUGGCCUUGGCUGACCUCCUGUAUGCCUGCUCCCUGCCCCUGCUCAUCUACAACUAUGCCCAAGGUGACCACUGGCCCUUUGGAGAUCUGGCUUGCCGCCUGGUGCGCUUCCUCUUCUAUGCCAACCUGCACGGCAGCAUCCUCUUCCUCACCUGCAUCAGCUUCCAGCGCUACCUGGGCAUCUGCCACCCCCUAGCCCCCUGGCACAAGCGUGGGGGCCGCCGGGCUGCCUGGCUGGUGUGUGGAGCUGUGUGGCUGGCGGUGACAGCCCAGUGCAUGCCCACUGCCAUCUUUGCUGCCACGGGCAUCCAGCGGAACCGCACCGUCUGCUAUGACCUGAGCCCGCCGUCCCUGGCCGCCCGCUACAUGCCUUAUGGCAUGGCCCUCACAGUCAUUGGCUUCCUGCUGCCCUUUGCGGCCCUGCUGGCCUGCUACUGCUGCCUGGCCCGCCGUCUGUGCCGCCAGGACGGCCCUGCAGGGCCUGUGGCCCGGGAGCGGCGUGGCAAGGCUGCCCGCAUGGCUGUGGUGGUAGCGGCUGCCUUUGCCAUCAGCUUCCUGCCUUUCCACAUCACCAAGACAGCUUACCUGGCGGUGCGCUCUACCUCAGGCGUCCCCUGCCCAGUGCUGGAGGCCUUUGCUGCCGCCUACAAAGGUACGCGGCCCUUCGCCAGUGCCAACAGUGUUCUGGAUCCCAUCCUCUUCUACUUCACCCUGCACAAGUUCCGCCGGCGGCCGCAUGAACUCAUACGGAAACUUACAGCCAAGUGGCAGAGGCAGGGUCGCUGAGUCCUCCUGGGCAGGACCCAAGGUGGGGCAACUGUCACUGUGGCCAGGACACCAGAAGUUCCACCAACCCUGAAUCAUGCGAGUCACGGAGUAGCCCCUUGAAGACCCCAGAUCCCUCUGUGGGCACAGAGACCAACAGGCCUGGGCCUCCAGAAGUCCCCAGUCACAGUUAAGAAAAUCAUGCUAAGGGCUGGGGAUGUAGCUCAGUUGUAGAGUCCUUGCCUGGCAUGCAUGAAGCCCUGGGUUCAAUCCCCAGCACUGCUAAAACUCAAUCAAUAAAUAAGAU